AGCGUUACUAAGGAAGUGGAAAGUUUGCUUAGCGUUCGGAGCUAACCAGCUAAGCUAAAGAUAGCUAGCUAGCUACCUCAAUAACGAUGUAUUAUCACAACCCUGCAAUGGACGGAACUUGAUUUUGCUUUCCCUCAGGUAUCUAACGAUAAUCCUUUGAUUAAAUGAAGUGUCAUGUCCAAUACAUUUGUCUUUCCCAGACUGCCACGUUCCUAGCUAGCUAGCGUUCUGCUGUCAUAGGUUAGCAUAUUAGCUAGCACACAGCUAACGUUAGUUACGUUUCUCAAGCUAGAUUGGACGCAUAGUAAGUAUUAGCUAGCUAUCUUUGCUAGCAGAACCCAUAGCAUGUUAACGAUGAUGUAGAUAUCUAGUUAGUUAGCCAUAAAAGUGAUCAGCUGACGUUAGCUUAGCUAGCUAGUAAGUUUAGCACCCACUCAGUUAGCUAGCUGUCACUUCCAGGCAGUAACGAUAAUGAGCCAACCAUAUGUGCAGUUUACUAGCUAACUAACGUUAGUUAGUUAAUCAAAUCGUACCUAAUGAUGUAAUACCUAUCUUAACUUUAUACCUUGUGUGAGAUAAGUAACAGGGCAACAUAUGGAGUCUAGCUAGCUAAUGUGAAGUAUGAGCUAUGGAAUGUAAUUGAGAAAUCAAACAUAAUUAGAAAUAUUAUCAAUCAAUUCUCAAUAAUAGGAGCUGAAGUAAUUGUUUUCUAGAUUAUCUCCUUCUAAGCAAAUGGAGUCCCCAUGCACCUAGAAGGUGCAGCCUGGUAUGAGGAUGACUGAGAAUGGGGAGGACAGCAGCCCCUCUCAGCCCUUUGGUGGAGUGUUACCUGGUGGAGCUCCUGGUGGGAAGGAUCCAGGAGGAGGAAGCGGUGACGAGAGGCCAGUGAACCCCACUACAGAGGACAACAAAACCACCAAGCUCCUCAACGACACCCUGAAAUUUCCUCAGGAUGUACGAGACCAAAGCAGCAAGACUAGUCCCUACCAGCCCCGACCACCCCUGCUGCCAAAGCCCCCUGCACUGUUGAAGGGAGGGAACAGUGGUUCGGUGGAGGAGAAGGUGAGAAGCAGGAGGCUGAAGAACAGCCAGGAGAGUCUGACCAACCCAGCUGAGACCGGUUCCUCCACAGACUCUCUUAAGGAGGACUCGACAGUUACAGGUGUGUUCACCUUGAGCGGUGCUGCCACCUUGAGGAACGGACAGGGCACUGUCGUUGGACCCCAAUCGGCUCCAUCAGGGUCCCCCGUCUUCAGAGCUAGGGGCCAGAGCCUCUCAGAGUACGAGAGGGGGCCCCGCGACCACCACAGUGACCCUGCGGAGCAGCGGGUGAGGUCCUCCAAGGUACGCCUCUCUCCCUUACAGCCCUCGGGUCCACUUCCUGCUCUGGAGCAGAGCUUGGCUUCCGCAUCCUUAAGGACGGCUAAUCGGAUUGACAGGGAUUAUGGCAUUGUGCCGGGGAGAGCUGGGCCGGAGAGGCUGCACCUGCACAGGAACCUGAGCGACAGCCGGCUUCUAGAUAACAUGGUGUCAGACAAUACCUCUGUCAACUCCAUGAAGUCCACCUUCAGCGUGUUGAACCCCAUCAGACCCAGGGAUGUCAGGAACAGGUAGGGCCACAAGACUCUCAUUCAGGAUAUCCUCUCCAGAUUACUAACCAGAUACAUACUGCAGGAGCCUUCUCUACCUGUAUUGGAUAAUUGACUCAUACUGAUAUCAGAGUGCUAUUAGAAGUCUUGAUGGCUUUGAAACUGUAUUAGAUUAACACAUUCUGGAUGUAAAUACAGUGUAUAUAGUAUAUAUAUAUCUAAAAUGAAGAUAGCCAGGCUUCGGUAAUAUUCCAUUGCCUUGAUAACGUAAUGCACCUCCUGUGAUGUGGCACAUGACAUCCCAUGAUAAGAAUUGAUGUGGGCCUUGAGUUAAAUAGGCCUAUAUUCUGCAUGAAAUACAGACCGGCAUUUGAGCUAUUGUAAUCUAUUGUGAACAGUCUCACAAUCACCAUCAGCUUUGAAUCGUAACCAAGAAGACUAUGCUGUAGGCUAAGGCUAAUUAUUACCAUGGCACAUCUGCAGUUAGAGCAUUAGCAUUGAUGUGUGCUCUAGCAACACUGGCUGCAGCUCUGCUUUAAUGAAGGCCUCAGAGGCUUAUGCUAUGUGUAUGUAAGGUGAAUCGGCAUAGCUUUUGCCACCAUUCAGGGAGCAAAGAUGGGUCUCAGUACGCUACACGCCUCAUGCCUCAACAAGGAGCUGUUAAAGGAAUUGGGAUUUAUCUCAAAUGUUUCAGUGUGCUAUCAGCUAUGGAAGAAGCUUAGCCUAUGUUUCGAAAUGUGAUUCAGCGACCAAUAAUAUGCAGCCUUGUUUAAAUUGUGUGUGUGUGUGUGCAUGGUACUGACAUUUUAUAAUGUAGCCAACCAGACAUUUUAAAUGGGUUUGGUUCAAAGUAGGCAAUACUAUUUUUAGUUGGAGCAAGCAAGCAGGAAAAAACCUAGUGCUGCUAUCUAUACCUCCCGUUAAUAGCCUAAGUGUUCAUUUCCUCAUUGUGUUCCAGGAGUUUUCUGGAGGGCAGUGUGCUGGGCAGUGGUGCCCUGCUGGGAGCUGAGGAGCUGGACCGCUACUUCCCAGAGAGAAGAGUUGGCAUCUACAUAGCCACAUGGAACAUGCAGGGAGAAAAGGUGGGGCUGCUCUUACUGUUUAACAUUAGGCCUAGAGCUUGAAUGUCUGUUUCUACACAUAUUCUACACUCACUCUUUGAUAACGUGUGUCCUGGUAUUCUGUAGGAAAAUUACCGCUUCCGUAUCCUUUUCAGGGACUUCCAAACAACCUAGACGAUCUGUUGCUCCCGACGGACUCUGAAUUUGCACAAGACUUUUACAUCAUCGGAGUCCAGGAGGGAUGUCCAGACCGGUAUGAGAUGACUGUGUAUGAGUGCAUAAAAAAAUUAUAUCAAUGAAGUCUUCCGUACUUCCGUGGUCCUCUGUAGCUCAGCUGGUAGAGCACGGCGCCUGUAACGCCAAGGUAGUGGGUUCGAUCCCCGGGACCACCCAUACACAAAAAAUGUAUGCACGCAUGACUGUAAGUCGCUUUGGAUAAAAGCGUCUGCUAAAUGGCAUAUUAUUAUUAUUACUCUAUGCUGAUGUGUGUCUGUGUCACAGGAGGGAAUGGGAGAUCCGUCUUCAGGAGACUCUGGGGCCGUACUACGUCAUGCUCUAUGCAGCCUCCCACGGGGUUCUCUACCUCACUGUGUUUGUCAGGAGGGACCUCAUUUGGUUCUGCUCAGGUCUGUCACAAGAUUAAUCAGUCCUUUACCAUCAACAAAUCUCUGAAUGUUGUCUCUUAUUGAAAUGUUGUAAGAGAGGCAAUGUUAUAAGGUGAUCUCUGGCUACCUACUGCAUAUUUUAUGUGUAUAGUACAUUAUGUGAUUUGGUCCCUCUCUGUACCCUGUAAUUAUCGGAUCUCCUCCUAACAGAAGUGGAGCACGCCACGGUCACAACACGCAUCAUGUCUCAGAUCAAAACCAAAGGAGCCUUGGGGAUCGGCUUCACCUUCUUUGGCACUUCCUUCCUCUUCAUCACCUCCCAUUUUACCUGUGAGUGACACCUCUGUUGUUCAGGAAGUGAUGUCAAUACAUUACAUUAAUGUAAACAGGAAGUGGAAAGCCUUUGGAUACAGUCUCACUACUAACUAGGGGUGUAUUCAUUAUACCGAUUCUGUUCCAAAAUGUUUUGUCUGUUGCAAAAUAUUUUACAACAGAACCCGUUUACUCCAAAUGGAAAACGUUUUGCAACUAAAACAAGUUUUUGUUGGACAAAUUCAGGUAGGUCCCUCCCAGUUUCAUUCUGUUUGCUCUGUUUACUUCCGUUUGGUUUUUAAAAUAUAAACGGUUUCCGUUGUAAGACGUAAUGAGUACACCCUUGGUCAUUUAAUACAUGUCCUUAUGUUCCAGCUGGAGAUUCCAAAGUGUACGAGAGGAUUCUGGACUACAACAAAAUCAUUGAAGCACUUGCUCUUCCUAAUGGUCUUCCAGACACCAACCCUUACCGCUCCACAUCCUGUAAGUUCUCCUAAAGACAAGAGUUGUUCAUUGCAGUAUUACUUUUAUAUUGCAGUACUGCUGUUACAUCUAGAAGAGCAUGCUUAUUGUGUAAAGAGAAAUGCUGGUAUUUCCUUCAUGCAACAAGUACUGAAUUAAAACACCAGUGUAAAUGUACUGAUCAUUUCUGUUUCAUGUCUUUCAGCGGAUGUGACAACACGGUUUGAUGAGGUUUUCUGGUUUGGGGACUUUAACUUCCGUCUGAGUAAAGAUCGUGUGGGGGUAGAGGCCAUUCUAAACCAGAACCAGGGUGUGGACAUGGGCCCUCUGCUCCACCAUGACCAACUCUCCAAGGAAAUGAAGGAUGGUACGUCUACAUGGAAGAACACAAUAUUAACUCUAAGAACCAGACAAGUUUAGGCGAAUAUUACAUGUAUUAGAUUGGUAACAAUACAUUUUGAGAUAUCAUUCACAUACUCACUGUGACAGAUAUUUCAAAAUAUAUAAUACAAAUGUAUUAUGCUCUGUUCUAGGUUCCAUCUUUAAAGGCUUUCAGGAAGCACCAAUUCAGUUCCUCCCCACCUACAAAUAUGAUGUCGGCUGUGACAUGUACGACACCACCUCCAAGCAGAGAACUCCGUCAUACACAGUACGUGUCAGCAUCAAGUCACACCCUGUGCCAUUCAUACAAGCAAGCCUCUUUUUUUAAAUGAUGGUUUGUUUUAAACACACAAAAUAAAAUGUAUGUUUUACUGUUCCUCUGUGUGCUAUAGGACAGAAUACUGUUCAGGAACAGGCAGGUAGAUGACAUCAAAGUGAUAAAGUACACCAGCUGUUCAACGAUAAAGACGUCAGACCACCGGCCUGUCAUCGGCAUGUUCCAGGUCAAACUGCGUCCCGGGAGAGACAAGUAAGUCCCACCCCUUCCUCUUUUAGCUGUUGCAGCAGCAAGCCUUUUGUAGCUCUCAUGUACACUGUAGUAAAAUUAUUAGUAGUAAUAGGUGUCCAAAAGUGCAGUCAACUAAAAUCUGAGUUAAUCUAGAACAGUUUGUUAACCCUGACUUUUAUUUGUUGUUCUCUGUCUGUUGUGUUUCCCAGUAUUCCUCUGGGUGCCGGCCAUUUUGAUAGGAGUCUGUACCUGGAGGGCAUCAGGAGGAGGAUCACCAGAGAGCUGAAGAAGAGAGAAGCCAUGAAGAACCAGGGCAGCAGCACCAUCUGCUCCAUCUCCUGAACCUGGACCGGACUUGACCUCCCUCCAGAAUCACUCUGACCCAGCCAUGAGGGACCAAAGGGAACCAGUCUUUUGUUGCCACUUCCAGCCCAGUCUGUGUGAGGGUC
This is a messenger RNA of Coregonus sp. 'balchen', 5367 nucleotides long. NCBI's taxonomy places the organism in Eukaryota, Metazoa, Chordata, Actinopteri, Salmoniformes, Salmonidae. The record is from the annotation of a GenBank genome assembly.